AUGUAUACAAAGGAGUACUACUGGUUUUCACAGUACAUGAUAAUAACAAGCACCUUGGUGCUCACCAUAAUAUGGUCAAUUCUGCCCUCGUCGUCGGACGAGCACACACCACAGCAGUUCAUUAGCACGAUACUGGACAUUUUUCCCCAGAGAAGAUGGAUUAUUACUUUGGAGAGCAUAAUGCUAAUGGGUAUGCUGUGCACCUACACCGGCCUAUUAAUGUACAAUGAAGACUCAUUAACACCACCGCUAGAUUCAUUGUGCACAGUAACGGAUGCCGGCGGCCAACUGGUGAUAGAAGAUGACACGGAUGUGCUUGUCAAGAGAUGGGCAUUCAAAGAGACUAGUGGUAUUUACGAUCUGCCCCUGAUGGAUGCUUGCCAGCUGCUUUAUCUAUAUGAUAACGAGGACUUAAGCAGAUAG
Saccharomyces kudriavzevii IFO 1802 is the source of this 423-nucleotide messenger RNA. RefSeq names its product phosphatidylinositol N-acetylglucosaminyltransferase GPI19 (gene GPI19). Gene Ontology annotation, molecular function: phosphatidylinositol N-acetylglucosaminyltransferase activity. Bases 1 to 423 code for a protein of 140 amino acids. Lineage: Eukaryota; Fungi; Ascomycota; Saccharomycetes; Saccharomycetales; Saccharomycetaceae. Gene Ontology annotation, biological process: GPI anchor biosynthetic process. The record is from RefSeq and is a predicted model, not a curated record. The transcript has a single exon.